AUGUUCAUUGGUGGCUUGAAUUGGGAGACAACCGACCAGUCUCUGAAGGAUUACUUCUCCCAGUUUGGAGAGGUACAGGAGUGCACUGUCAUGCGAGACAGUGCCACAGGUCGCUCUCGUGGCUUUGGGUUCUUGACCUUCAAAGACCCCAAGACGGUCAAUACAGUGAUGGUCAAGGAGCACUACCUGGAUGGAAAGAUUAUCGACCCCAAACGGGCGAUUCCCCGUGACGAGCAGGAGAAGACGAGCAAAAUCUUUGUUGGUGGCGUGAGUCAAGAGGCCACUGAGCAGGAAUUCAAGGGAUUCUUCAUGCAGUUCGGCCGUGUCGUCGACGCCACCCUCAUGAUCGACAAGGACACCGGACGUCCCCGUGGAUUCGGCUUCGUGACGUUCGACAGUGAAGCGGCUGUCGAGAACGCGCUCUCGCGUCCCUUGGCGAUUUGCGGGAAACCAAUCGAGGUCAAGAAGGCCCAGCCCCGAGGCAACCUGCGCGACGAGGAAGACCGCAGAAACCGCCGCGGUAGAGACUUUCGGGACGGCGGCCAUGCUGGCGGUGAUGGAUUGCAGCAGCAACAGGGGAUGCAGGGACAGGCCGGCAUGCCUGCCGGUCUGACUCCCCAGAUGAUGGCGCAGUACUGGCAGCGCAUGCAGCAGUAUUUCUCCUUGAUGCAGCAGCAGAUGGCGAUGGCCGCCGCUCAGGGCCAAGGCAUGGGCAGCAUGGGAAUGGCAGGCAUGAACCCGGCCAUGAUGCAGCAAAUGCAGCAAAUGCAGAUGAAGCAGAUGCAGAUGGGCAACAACCAGCAGCCGCAGGGAAGUCUGAGCCCGCCUUCGCAGAGCUCGACCCCGCAGAUGCAGAACAUGAUGAACCCCGCCAUGAUGCAGCAAAUGCAGCAGAUGCAGCAGCUGCAGAACCAAGCCCAGCCCCAGGGUCAGGGGAAUAAUAACAUGGGCGCGAUGCAAGCACAGAUGGGGAAUGCGAUGGGAGGCAACAACGCAGGGAACGCGAACAUGGGCGGAAACUACUCGGCCGCUCGGGGCGGACCGGGCUACAACGCCCAGGAGCAGAUCGCGUUCGAGCAGCAGAAGUACGAGCAGCAGCAGCAGCAGCAGCAGCAGGCCCGCCGCGUCAUGGAGUCGCGGGGCUUCUCGCCAUACCAACAGGGCGGCCCAACUUCGUGGGAAGGCAUGUACGACGAAGUGCCUCAGCCCAACAUCCCCACCGGGCCUCAGGGCAUGAAUCGCGCAGGCAGUAUGGGACGUGGAACGACGCCUCAGCCAACCCAGAGCGCUGCCCCCGCCAACGCUCCAACUGGCCCCAAGAACGCCGGUAAACCGGGCGCCAAUUACCGCGGCGGAGGUCGCGGAGGCCAUCGGGGCUUCCACCCUUACUCUCGUGGUUGA
Messenger RNA from Aspergillus clavatus NRRL 1, 1401 nucleotides. RefSeq names its product heterogeneous nuclear ribonucleoprotein HRP1. The record is from RefSeq and is a predicted model, not a curated record. NCBI's taxonomy places the organism in Eukaryota, Fungi, Ascomycota, Eurotiomycetes, Eurotiales, Aspergillaceae. Bases 1 to 1401 code for a protein of 466 amino acids. Gene Ontology annotation, molecular function: RNA binding. The transcript has 4 exons.